CAAUAUUUGAAACUUAUUUAGUGACUAUAGAUAUCACACUAAAAGCCGGUGGCUGGGAAGGCAAGAUGUCGGCAUAGCUGAUUGACUAUGAUAUACGGCUGUGUCACAUCGAGCCAGCUCAAUCCAUCGGCGGUCAUCAUUAGAAGAUUCAAGAAGAAAAGAAGAUAAACGCACCGUUGAUUGUACGACUUUCCGAUCGCUCCCGUAACGCGGGGUGGAGGCUGAAGGGUUGCCAACUGACAGCUGUGAGCUGUCAUUCUAGAGACUGCUUUCUCGUCGCGCAAUAAAAUUGAGGAAAACUUUAUUUAUAUCACACACGAAUAUGUUCCCGUAGAGUGCAACCGGCUGUGCGUGAAUUAUCGAUAACGAUACGAAAAACACGACGAAACAAUGGCCAUCGACGAGGUGUUAGGUCCGCGAAAAACGAUGUUGGUUUUAGUGAUUGUUGUGGGAUGUUUCGCAGUGUUGUGGCCCAGGAUUCUGUCUCCUUUGAUCGUGGGUCACACACAGGAGCAACUAAAACCGAACAAAUUCGACCGGGAGGCAGGCUGCUGUGAAGUAAUUUUUCAAACUGAUGUUGCUGUACUAGAACUAGUAAAUGAAGUAUGUAAUUCAGCUCUUGGAGUUGAAAAAAUGUCACCACAAUCCGCAAUUGAAUGUAGAAAAGCAGUCAAUGAAAGUUGCGGUGUAGAUAUUGCCACAUUUCUCAAAAAGGGUGAAAAUGUUGGAAAAUCUACAAAAAUGCUGGUUCAAGCUAUGAAGAAUACAAACAGCUCAUGUUUGAGAGAGCAUUUUGGUGUGCCUAUCUACAGCUUAUCUCCACAUUCACCAGCCAACUCAUGGACUCUGCAAGAUUCAGUAAAACAAGAGCGGCCUGUACGCAGCGUGGGACCCCACCCAGCACUCCGAGAGCGAGGACGUGCCAUUCCGCCGGGUGUACCUCCACCAAGUCGACAGCAGAUGCCCCCACACGUCAGGGUACGGUCUCCUCUAUCUGUGUACUUCGAACUGGAGCCUCCACCAAUUCCUGGCAUGCGGCCACCGCUUGGUUCUCCAGGCGGACCAGUGACUGCUCCCAAGUCAUCCAUGGGCUUCGUCAUGCCCAUCUACACCAUCUGCAUCAUUGUGUUCUUCGUGUAUACGCUCAGUAAGAUUAUAUUCAAACGCACCGCGAUUCCAUACGAACCAGUCACUCCGGACCCUCAAUUUAGAAGACGAGUGUUCCGCGAUGAUUCUAGAACUUCGCCUGAUAAACUAGGACACAAGGAAACUGAUACGAGAGAUAUCGAGAUAGCGGCCCUGCGCGCGCGUUUAGAGGAGACAGAACGCGCAAUGCAACGCAUCAUGGGUCAGCUUGCACAGCGCGAUGCGGAAUCCCAGGAUAGCCAAACACGCCCAUACACAAAUGGAACAAUUCUAUUAAAUACAGGUCCAGUUCAAAUUGUGACCAGCGAAUAUCAAGAGCCAAAGAAACAAACAGAUUCGGCGCAGUGCAAGCAAAAUUUAUCAGAAUGUAAGGAAUCAUCCCCUGAGUCGCACCCCGUUCAUAAUACACAAGAACACACAUCCAAUAAAAACCUUACAACCAUACAAGAAGAAACUGUUAAAAUAAAAGAAAAUGUUAAUCAGAAAGAACAGUCCGAAACAGACAUAGAACAUAAUCCUACCGUAACUGAAGCCUCAGAGGAAAUCAUUAAUGAAUUCGAAACUUCUACAGAACGAAAAGAAUUAUCGCCUGAAUCCAAUGAAUCUGCAAUUCAAAAAGAAAAUGAAUAUUCAAAAGAAAAUAAUAAUAACUCAUCGGAACUAAAAGAAACAAUCCCUAUCCAACAAGACCUAUCCUUAUAUCAAACAGAAACUCACCCUGAACCUGAGACGUCCGUCGACCAAUCUUCAGAGUUUAAAAAUACUUUCGAAGAUCUUAAAGAGUCGUCCCCAGAACAUAACGAUAUUUCAACUAAAUUAGAGGAAUCUCCUAAAGAACAAAAAGAUUCAUCUGUAGAAUCUGAACAAAGUCCCCCAGAAACACUGGAUGGUAUCGAUGAGUCGUUGAAGUUGGAGGACUCAUCUAUAAAGUCUUUAGACACCCAUCUUGACCAAACAGAACCAUAUCCUAAAUCUUCCAACAUAGUCGAAAGCGAAUCAUUACCAAAACAAUUAUCUUUUGAAGAUAAAGAGUCUUCCAAUGCAAAACCGCUUUAUCCAAAAGAGCCAAACGAGUUAAUGGAUGAAAAGGAACAGACGGAAGAAAAUGAAUUCUUUAUAAAAGAUUCAUCCUUAGAAAAAGAAUUAAAAGAACUCUACGAAUCUUCCUCAGAGGAAGAUGCCAUUCCUGAACUUCUAAACCAGGAAGAAAGGGAGGUCUCUAUAUCACCAGAACCCGAAGCAUGUAUCACACCUGAUCAUGAAUCCCUGACCAAAAUUGACUCCAUUGAUCCUAAAUUUACACAAUCAUCCAAAGAGUCAUCUGACGAAGAGUUAAUCAUCUUAGGUACUAAAGAACUCACCCCAGAGCCAAUUAAAUCUCUUUCAGAUGCCAUUCCAAUAGCUAUUGAAGAAAAACUGUCUAAAGAAAAUGACAUGGUGGUGAACGAAAGUGGUAAAAAUGAUUUAGUUCUAGAAAAUUUAAAGGAGUCCAAUACAGUAAAAUCAACGGAAGAUUUUCUCAAAGAGGAAAGGGAGGUUGCUACUAAAGAUGGACCAUCUACGCCAGAACUUUUAGCUGAAGCGCUAAAGGAAGAUUCACCUAAGAAUGAAGAUAACGAGGGCUCGGCUGUCAAAGUAUUAGGUAUGGAGGUAACAGCUCAUGCGGUAGAUGGCAGCACAUGGGCGGGGGAAAGACCCAUCGCACCCCCGAAACCUCCGCAAGAACACCAGGCUGAAGAAGUGAAAUCUAUAUUCUUGGAGACGGAGAUCCCGCAGCAGUCCCGAGUGCUCAUAACUGACUUUGAGGAUCGUGCGCACACACAGAAACCCAUGAAGAACGCACCGUUGGUGGUAAGUGGUAAGAUGACUUUAUCACUGAUACAAGACGCCCCGCGAGACACUCCUGAAAGAGAUCCCGAAUCGACAUUGGAUGAAUUCACAACAGCAAGCGCCAUGACACAACCCCUGGCAGAGAAAGAAGAACUUUCAGAUGAAGAGCUGGAAGAAGAGUUAGAGGUAGAAGAGAUUGAAGAGGAAUUGAGUGAUGAAGAAGAGGAUGAAAAGACAAAGGAAAAGUGAGAAGAUAUUAGCCGUGCUGAGGACUCAGUGACUGAAAUAGUGAUAACUCAAUCCCAAAGAUAGAUGUCGCUUAUGUACUUUGAGAGCGUCAUGUUUUUUUACUUAAAAUAUUACUAAAGUAAUUAAUUUGUUUCUAAUAAUGCAGACAAUUUUGCUUUCCUUAAGAGUUUCAGUUUGCAAAGCACUUAAGCGAAUAACUGGCCUCUGAAAUGAAAUGAGAUUUAAAAAUGGUUUACAUAUUAUUAGCUGUGACUUAACUGUACUUUGUGAGCUUGUUACUUUUUUAGCACAUCUUUUGCUCAUAUACAAGACAAAUUCGUAUACUUGAAUAUAUUAUUUGAAAUAGAUACUUUUUGGAGUCCUUAGCACAUUAUUUAGCAAUAAUAGUGUGUUUUAAUUAGCUAAACACAUUUAUCCUGAAUUUUUGAACAAUUGGUAUUUCAUUAUGUGCCAAAUUUUUCAUAGCUUAAAAUUUUACAUGUUAUAUUGACGCUUGUUAAACUUAAAUUAAUACAAUAAUUUAAUUACAGUGACAUAUUGUGUGUCUGUUUGCCAAAUUUUUAAAUGUAUAU
Messenger RNA from Pieris napi, 3797 nucleotides. RefSeq names its product eukaryotic translation initiation factor 5B (gene RIC-3). Gene Ontology annotation, cellular component: neuron projection; neuronal cell body; intracellular membrane-bounded organelle. NCBI's taxonomy places the organism in Eukaryota, Metazoa, Arthropoda, Insecta, Lepidoptera, Pieridae. The coding region runs from base 391 to 3225 and encodes 944 amino acids. Gene Ontology annotation, biological process: protein localization to cell surface; synaptic transmission, cholinergic. The record is from RefSeq and is a predicted model, not a curated record. The transcript is spliced from 13 exons.